Aegilops tauschii subsp. strangulata is the source of this 519-nucleotide messenger RNA. NCBI's taxonomy places the organism in Eukaryota, Viridiplantae, Streptophyta, Magnoliopsida, Poales, Poaceae. The record is from RefSeq and is a predicted model, not a curated record.
AUGGAGGAGCAAACAAGAUUGUUGGAAUGGGAGAAGUACGCGUUCUUCAUGGACACAUCCAACCUCGAUGAGAGGCAAAAGGAGUACAUCAACCUUUUUCGUGAUCAAAUCUUGAUGCAAAAAAGAAUGAUGUGCAUGGGAGGCAUGAGAGGCAUGGGAGCUUCCAUGGGUGGCAUGGGUGGCAUGGGAGGCAUGGGAGCUUCCAUGGGUGGCAUGGGAGCACCUAUGGGAGGCAUGGGAGCAUCGAUGGGAGGCAUGGGAGCUUCCGUGGGAGGCAUGGGAGCACCUAUGGGAGGCAUGGGAGUUUUCAUGGGUGGCAUGGGAGCACCUAUGGGAGGCUUGGGAGCUACCAUGGGUGGCAUCAGUACCACGGGAGCACCUACGGGAGGCAUUGGUUGCAUCAGUGGCAUGAGUUUUGCGUCUCUCAUGGAAGGAGAGGGCAAACAGGACGAUGGAGAAUUGGAAGAAGAUACGGACAAAUCAGAAGAGGCAAACGAGGAGGAAGAAGAUGAGGAAUGA